Molecule: messenger RNA, 1540 nt
Organism: Quercus robur (English oak)
Lineage: Eukaryota; Viridiplantae; Streptophyta; Magnoliopsida; Fagales; Fagaceae
Product: transcription repressor MYB5-like
Exons: 2
Coding region: 338-1222 (294 amino acids)
Source: RefSeq, a predicted model, not a curated record
CUGACUAAAAGAGAAUGAGGAAGUAGGAAUGGGCCGCCCAUGCAAUCAAAGGAGGAAACUGGAAAGCAGCUUAUAUCCAGGUGUUGCAAUUUGAUUGGGUGUUUAACUUUUUUUGCUUUUAUUUUGUUUGUUUCUUUGCUCUCUUUCCAUUUUGAGUCUGCUUUCUUCAUCGAUACGUGUGCCUAUAAAACACCAUAUUUGAAUCAAACCCUAAACUAAAAUUCUCAUUAUCCAUUACCCAGCAAAGAAAGAUCUACUCUAGGUAGCUACAGUAGUAACCAAUCCAAUAAGCUAGCUGAGAGAGAGAGAGAGAGAGAGAGAGAGAGAUAUUAACAUCAUGAGGAACCCAUCAUCGGGAGGAGGGUCGACGAGCAAGACACCAUGUUGUAGCAAAGUGGGGAUAAAAAGAGGGCCAUGGACUCCUGAGGAAGAUGAGAUUUUAUCAAAUUACAUCAAAAGAGAAGGUGAAGGACGGUGGCGCACUCUACCAAAACGUGCCGGAUUGCUCCGCUGUGGCAAGAGCUGUCGGCUUCGGUGGAUGAAUUAUCUCCGUCCUUCUGUUAAGAGAGGACGUAUUGCUCCUGAUGAGGAAGAUCUCAUUCUUCGCCUUCACCGCUUACUUGGUAACAGGUGGUCUUUGAUAGCUGGAAGAAUUCCAGGACGAACUGACAAUGAGAUAAAAAACUAUUGGAACACCCAUCUUAGCAAGAAGCUAAUCAGCCAAGGAAUAGAUCCAAGAAACCACAAGCCACUAGUACUCAACCCUAACCCUAAUAAUUCCCCAGAAGUAAUAAUAGCUCAUGAUCAUGCUGCAUCAAUUUCAAACCCAAAGCCUAAAUCUAAUUUGUCUCCCGGGUUAUUACAAGAAACUGGUGGAAGCUCUCUAGUCAGUGGUAUUCAAAUAAGUGAUGCAAAUGACCAACUGGGUCAAUAUCAAAAUCUGGUGGUGAAUGAUAUUAGUAACACUCAGAAUUGGCAUAAUUCUGAUGGUGCAAUGACCAUGGGAUUGCGAGGUGGCUAUGUACAAGGAAAUGAAGAAGAUUAUAUUGAAAACUGCAAUGAGGAUACCUUCUCUUCAUUUCUGGAUUCUUUGAUUGAUGACAAUAUGUUUGUGAAUCAACAACAACAACAGCCUACUUUUAAUCCUCUCAUUUCUUCUUCUUCUUCCGCGCCGACCUUCAACCAUGCUGCCAUCUGGGAAGCUGACCCGCGUGUUUUGUAGUGUGAUCAGAUCUGCAAGACAUACUUCGUGUGAUGAACAAAGUGAGUUAAACAUAAUCACCUAGCAUGAUCAUGAGGGGCACCAAAACUAUAUCAAUUUGAUUAUCAUUUUAUGUGUGUGAUGUUCUUGUGAUAUCUUUUUUUUUUUUUAUAAUUUUUUUCUUGUGUUUUUCAUAAUUGUGUUUUAAGAAAAACUUAGACUACAUGAUUGUUAGAAAUUAUAGAUCUUUAGUGUCAAUGUAUUAUGUAUUAGUUUGCAAAUGAUUAUAAAAAGAACAAAAAAAAGUAUUGGUUUGCAAAUGAAAUGUUCAUUCUUGUU